This is a messenger RNA of Nylanderia fulva, 1034 nucleotides long. RefSeq lists its product as uncharacterized. Lineage: Eukaryota; Metazoa; Arthropoda; Insecta; Hymenoptera; Formicidae. The record is from RefSeq and is a predicted model, not a curated record.
GGAUAUUUUCAAUUUAAUGGUACAUUUAUUCGAAGUUCAUAAUGUCACUGUACCUCCCAAAUUUAUACCAAAAGGCACAUUAUCACCAAGAUUAUACUAUCUUUUUCAUCGUAAUAGGAACACCACAGAUAUUCCAACGUCUAGCAGCAAUCAGCUGCCAACUUGUAACACUUUGAGAACUGACGUUGAUAAUUUAUGUUCCGAUUUAAAUCCUGAUAGGGCAGUGGAGUCUACUAAAAAAGAUGUUACAGGCAAUCUUCUUGAUAUUGCACCAUCAAGCAGCUUACCUUCUGCUGAUACUGCUGAAGAUAUGUCAGAUGUCCAGGCUAGUUUAAUGAAUUAUAAAUGGAUGUGGUAUUAUAUGAGAAACGAUAUGAAAAUGCAAUAUGCAAUAUUUGUAAUGAAUCUAAUAAAUUAUAUCACAUUCAAACUAUGAUAUUGCAUACAUUGAGUUUACAUCGGCAGUUUUGUGAUCUUUCGAAAGAGGAAUAUCCUUAUUCUAUAACAGAAAAUUGUGUAAAAUGUGAUCGAUGCUCUAUGACUUGUAUGCUAUCUUUGACGCCAACUCUUUCUAUACAACGUCACAUAGAAGAGAUGCAUAUUCUUAACAAAGAUAUCGCUAAUGAACUCAAAAUCUGGGUAAAUAAGCAACUUGAUAUAAUUAAGAAAUGUGAGACUUGCGAACAAUUUGAGAAAUUGGAUAUUUUCAAUUUAAUGGUACAUUUAUGCGAAGUUCAUGAUGUCGCUGUACCUUUAAAAUAUAUACCAAAAGGCAUGUUAUCAACCAGAUUAUUCAAUCUUUUUUUGGUGCUGGAGACAUUGUAGAUAUUUCAACGUCAAGCAGCAAUCAGCAGCCAACUUGUAGUACUUCGAGAACUUAGCUGACGUUGAGAAUUUUGGUUCCGAUUAAAGUUCUGAUAGUGGAGUCUACUAAAAAAGAUAAAUGUUCUCUUCUUUAACUAUUUAUAUUGGUUUUUUUAUGUAACCUGAAGCGAUACAAAAACAAAAUUAUAAAUAUAUAUAUCAACUGUGUU